Ipomoea nil (Japanese morning glory) is the source of this 930-nucleotide messenger RNA. RefSeq lists its product as uncharacterized. The record is from RefSeq and is a predicted model, not a curated record. NCBI's taxonomy places the organism in Eukaryota, Viridiplantae, Streptophyta, Magnoliopsida, Solanales, Convolvulaceae. The transcript has 2 exons. The coding region runs from base 1 to 930 and encodes 309 amino acids.
AUGGAUCAAGAAUUCAAUGCUCUUCUUCAGAAUGAGACAUUGUCCCUUGUUCCAUCUAAAUCAGACAUGAAUAUUGUUGGGUGUAAGUGGGUCUUUCACACAAAAAGAAGGCAGAUGGUUCAAUUGCAAGACACAAAGCAAGCUAUAUCAUCUGGAUGGACUAUUAGACAGCUUGAUGUUCACAAUGCUUUUUUGAAUGGACAUUUAUAUGAAAUUGUUUAUAUGGAGCAGCCGCCUGGUUAUAUUGAUAUCCAGUUUCCUAAUCAUGUAUUUCUUUUGAAGCGUUCUUUAUAUGGGUUGAAACAAGCUCCUAGAGCUUGGUUUAAUCGUCUACAUGCGGUUCUGCUGUCAGUUGGUUUUAAUGCUUCGAAAACAUUUGUGUCUUUGUUCUAUUAUUCCCAAGAUUAUGUUUUUGUGUAUGUUUUGGUCUAUGUUGAUGACAUACUUGUGAUGGGGAGUAGUAUGAAUCUAGUCAACGAGCUAUUGGCUAAACUCUCUACUGAAUUCAAGAUUAGGAAUCUUAGUGAACCUGAUUUCUUUCUUGGAAUUGAGACUGUUAAAUGUGAUAACGAAAUCUUGCUUUCCCAUCAACGAUACAUGACAGACAUUUUGAAUCGUGCUGGUAUGACAAAUUGUAAACAUUUAGCCACUCAUAUAUCUGUUUCGAAACCCACUUCUUUCGGUGCACUUUUAUAUGACAAUGCUACACAGUAUAGGAGUCUAGUUGGAACAUUGAAGUAUUUCACGAUUACUUGUCCAGAUCUGUCUUUUGCUGUCAACCAACUCUGUCAACAUAUGCAUGUUCCUACAGCCUCGCAUUGGGAACAAUUGAAGUGUGUGAUAAGGUAUGUUAAAGGCACUAUUACUUACAAUUUACGUGUACGAAAGUCAGAAUCAAGGGAGUUGCAUGCUUUUUAUGAUUCUGAUUAG